Molecule: messenger RNA, 331 nt
Organism: Fomitiporia mediterranea MF3/22
Lineage: Eukaryota; Fungi; Basidiomycota; Agaricomycetes; Hymenochaetales; Hymenochaetaceae
Exons: 2
Source: RefSeq, a predicted model, not a curated record
AUGCCUAACACCUUCAACAAAGCUCUUCCUGAUACUCUUGCUAAACUUGCAGAUCUGGGUCUAGAUUUGUCAGGCUGUAUAGAAUAUGAAAAAGUUCCAAUUGUACAUGGUGGAUACUGCACUGUUUACAUUGGGACUGUGUCCCUUACUUCCAAAGAGUCCUUGAAGAACUCUGAGGAGGAAACUAAAAUGAAUGUUACAGUCAAAGAACUUUGUUUAGAUAUUUCAGCUAGUAGAGAUUCUGAAAAAAUACUUGCCAAGGAGUUGUACAUUUGGUCAAAAAUCAAACAUGCUAAUAUCCUGUCACUUCAAGGCUUCAUUUUGGAGAAUG